Molecule: messenger RNA, 2219 nt
Organism: Cyanistes caeruleus (blue tit)
Lineage: Eukaryota; Metazoa; Chordata; Aves; Passeriformes; Paridae
Source: RefSeq, a predicted model, not a curated record
AUGACGUAAUGUUCUCCGCGCGUGACGUCACGAGGUCUCCGCAGCGCGCGGGCCUCACUCUAUGGCGGAGCAGGAGAGGCUGCGGUGUCUCCUGAGGCUGGUCCAGGAGGGAAACCUGGGAUUUCCUGAGGGAAAAAUUCCCACAUUUCUGGAUGCAAACACCAGGGUCUGCUUCUCCUGAGGGGAAACCUCAUUCCUUCUUAUCCCAACCCCUCAGAUCAAGCAGGAUAUCCCGUAAAAUCCCAAUUUUUUAGCCUUUUUCCCCUCAGGCCUGACUCCAUGGUGGAGCGGGAGAGGCUACGGUGUCUCCUGAGGCUGGUCCAGGAGGGAAACCUGGGAUUUCAUGAGGGAAAAAUUCCCACAUUUCUGGAUGCAAACACCAGUGUCUGCUUCUCCUGGGGUAAAACCUCAUUCCUGCUUAUCCCAAGCUCCCAAACCAAGCAGGAUAUCCCGUAAAAUGCCGAUUUUUUAGCCUUUUUCCCCUCAGGCCCGGCUCCAUGGCGGAGCAGGAGAGGAUGCGACGCCUCCUGAGGCUGGUCCAGGAGGGAAACCUGGAUCUCCUACGGGAUGAGCUGAGGCUGGAUGAGAUUCCAGAGGCUCUCAGCUGGCGCUGGGGACGUUUGGGAGACUCCCUGCUGCACCACGCGGCUCGGUCGGGGCACCGGGAUGUGCUGGAAUUCCUGAUCCAGGAGAUCGGGAUGGACCCGGAGGUGGCCAACGGGGACUACAAGAGACCCAUCCAUGAGGCUGCUUCCAUGGGACACCGGGAAUGCGUGUCCUUCCUUCUGGAGAGAGGGGCCAGCGUGGACUGCUUGAAAAAGGGGGACUGGACUCCCCUGAUGAUGGCUUGCACCAGGAAAAACUUGGAAGUGAUCAAAACUCUGGUGGAGCACGGAGCCAAUCCCUUGUUGAGGAAUAAGGAUGGCUGGAAUUGCUUCCACAUUGCCAGCAGGGAAGGGCAUCCCGAGGUUCUCCGGUUCCUGCUGGAUGUGUUCCCAAACUGCUGGAACACGGAGAGCACCACGGGGAGAACUCCUCUGCACACAGCAGCGAUGCACGGCUGUUCCCAGGUCGUGGAGCUGCUCCUGGAGCGGUGCCAGUACCAGCCUGACAGCAGGGACAGCUGUGGGGUCACUCCCUUCAUGGACGCUCUCCAGAACGGACACGUCGGCAUCGCCCGGCUGCUCCUGGAAAAACACCAGGCCUGUCCCACAGCUGUGGAUGCCCUGGGUGCUCAGGCCCUGCACAGAGCAGCUGUGACAGCCCAGGAUGGAUCCAUCCAGUUCCUGGUGUCCGAGCUGGGCGUGGAUGUCAACGGGAGAGCGACGUCCCUGCGGCUGCCAGCCCUGCACUACGCUGCCAAGCAGGGAGAGGGGAGAUCCCACCUGGAGCAACAGAUCCCAGCCCUGGGAGCAACAUCAGGAGGAUCUGGAGAGUCCAGAGGAGUGCACGGAGCUGCUCCAGCUCUGGAGCCAGGCUGGGAGAGGAAGGACAUGGACAAACCAUCCAGACCCUGCUGUCCCUCGGUGCUGAUAUCCAGGCUAAGGAUGGGAAGGGCCGUUCUGCCCUGCACGCGGCCGGCGCCGGGCAGCGCGCCGAGGCCGCCGGCGUCCUGCUGCGAGCCGGGCUCCGCGACGCUCCGGAUAACUCGGGAAUGCUGGCACGGCAGCUGGCCAGGAAGCCAGAGAUCAUCCGGGUUUUCCAGGGAAUGCAAGAGGAAAGCCGCUCCUUCUCCACGUGAUUCCAGGGCUGAGCUUCUCCUCUUCCCAUGCAGCUCCAUGAAACAGAACCAUCCAAGGAAAUCUCCACUUCUCGGGAUCCUCACAGCUUUUCCUGGGAAUUUCCACAAAAAAUCCACCUGGAUCAUUGAUUUUCCAGCUCUUCAUGGACCUGCUCUCCCCUAAUUCCUGAAAUUCCUGGAAUUUUGAGGCUCUUGAAGCUGCACCAACCUUUUCAAUCCUUUUUGUAUCCCAGAGCUGAUCCCAAAAUCUGCGGGAAUCUGUGGUGGGACCUCAGCCCUGGGAGGACAUCGGGAAUCUUUGGAUCAGACUGAAAUAAGGAGCUGUUUUAUUCCAGAUUGGAAUGCUGGGCAAUUCCCAGAACCCAUGAACAUUAAAUCCCAAAAAAUCUGCUCUUGGAAACCUGGAAUUCGCAACAAGGUAAGAGCAGCUGCAGCUGUUGGGAUUGUGCAGCUGGAAUGAUAAAUUCCAUAAAAAAAA